AUGAUCUUCCAUGACUCGUUUGCCUCUGCCAUUUCUUCGUACGAUCCAACAGGUAGCCUCUCGCUUUCAGACAUAAGAACGGCAAUAAGAAACGCCAACGGCGCGAAACCGUCGCUUUUCGUGCCAGAAAUGUCUUUUGAGCUGCUUGCAAAGCAACAAAUAGCGAAUUUGGAGCCUCCAUCGCUCUUUUGUGUCAGCAUGGUGUAUGAAGAGUUGCUCAAGCUCAUCACUUCUUGCGCAUCUGCCGAGCUUGCAAGGUAUCCAAAUCUGCAGAAAAAAGUCAUCGACGUGGCGAGCACGCUCAUCAAGGAGCGAAUGGAGCCCACGCGAGCCAUGGUCCAGUCUUUGAUAGCAAUCGAGCUUGCCUACAUCAAUACUAACCAUCCGGAUUUCUGCAGGGCCGGGGCAGCCCUGGCCGCGAUGGAGCAAGCUAACGAGAUCAGAAAGCCGAUUUCUGUAAGCGAGCCUGCACAAAUGGAAGACAUAUGCACAUCGCAAACUGGGGGCUCGCUGACCUCUUCGUCGCAAACAGCCCUCACCCCAUCAAAUAGCGGCAUUUUAAACUUUUUCUUUCGAACAGCCUCUUUGCCUAUUAAUAGCCAAAGCCAAUCCUUGGGCACAUCCUCGCCCAUGGAGACGCCCAUUCGAGGGGGGAUGGCAUUUGCUCUUCCCUCAACCCUAUCGCCCUCGAUGAGCCCAGCCUCGCUGCCGCCAGCAUUGAGGGCAAUGGCCCCGGAGCCCAGCACCACCACCGCACCUCACCGACCAAAGCUAUUCUCUUUGGAGUCAAAGGGAUUUACCGAGAAAGAGGAAAUGGAAACACAUCUCAUUAUGACGCUAAUUAGGUCCUAUUUCAAUGUCGUGCGCAAAAACAUCGUCGACCUGGUCCCCAAGGCAACCAUGCACUUUUUGGUGAAUGCCGUUAAAGAAAACCUGCACAACCGUCUGGUUACUGAGCUUUAUCGGUCGGAUUCGGAAAAAAUCUUUGACGAGCUUCUUCAGGAAGAUCCGGCCAUCGUCAAGGAAAGACGUCGAAUAUCGCAAAUGCUCGAGACGCUUUCGCACGGCAUGGAAAUCCUUGGAGAAAUCGGAGAAAUGGCCACCGAAUAG
Molecule: messenger RNA, 1110 nt
Organism: Mitosporidium daphniae
Lineage: Eukaryota; Fungi; Microsporidia
Exons: 3
Coding region: 1-1110 (369 amino acids)
Cellular component (GO): cytoplasm; microtubule; membrane
Molecular function (GO): GTP binding; GTPase activity; microtubule binding
Source: RefSeq, a predicted model, not a curated record